Plasmodium vivax (malaria parasite P. vivax) is the source of this 1095-nucleotide messenger RNA. Its product is annotated as Pyridoxal kinase, putative. The transcript is spliced from 3 exons. Gene Ontology annotation, molecular function: pyridoxal kinase activity. Lineage: Eukaryota; Apicomplexa; Aconoidasida; Haemosporida; Plasmodiidae. Gene Ontology annotation, cellular component: cytosol. The record is from RefSeq and is a predicted model, not a curated record. Gene Ontology annotation, biological process: pyridoxal 5'-phosphate salvage. The coding region runs from base 1 to 1095 and encodes 364 amino acids.
AUGAACCCCAGCGCGAGUAGAGAGCACAUCAUCUCCAUUCAGUCCCAUGUAAUUGAUGGGUUUUGCGGAAACAACAUCGCUUCCUUCGUGUUGAGGCGGAGGGGGCACGCCCCCAAAAUCUUCAACACGGUUCAGUACUACUCCAAGUACAGGCACCUGGGGGUUGAGAUGAAGCACGAGGAGAUGCAAAUCAUUUUGGGCGCUCUAAAGGAGGACCUGGCGGCGGGGGGUGCCAACCGCGGUAGAAGCAACUGCGGAAGUGGCAUCGGCGGAAGUGGAAACCGCGGACGUGGCGUGUACUUCCUGACGGGCUACAUAAAAACGAAGGAGUGCGUCGAAGCGGUGAUGAGCCACAUCUGGGAGCUGAAAAAUGAGCACCGUGAAAAAAGGGCCACCCAGAUGGACCCUCAAGUGGAGGAGGCCCCCCAGGCGACAGAAGAAAAAGCGGACGGAAAUGCUUCUCAACGAAAUAGCGGCAACCCCUGUGCAGAUGAUUCUUCCUUCGAAAAAUUACAAAGCGUAGACUACCUCUGGAUUUGCGACCCAGUAAUGGGAGACAACGGAAGGCUAUACGUCGAUAAGGAUGUAGUGCUUGCGUAUAAAAAGUGCAUUCCCUUUGUGGACAUAAUGACCCCCAACCAGUUUGAGCUAGAGUUACUAUGUGAUAGGAAAAUAAAUAAUGAGAAUGACGUAACCUCGUGUGUUCGUUUUUUACUAAACAGGGGAGUCCAGUUAGUCGUUGUAACCUCUGUUCAGUACCUAUUCGAUGAGGACCACCUGUAUUUAUAUGUUGGGUACUUAGACAGCCAAGGAGAGCUGGUCGCCUUUAAGUAUAAAAUAUUUAGAUUCGACUUUGACGUGUGUGGCUCUGGCGAUUUGUUCGCGGCCCUGCUGCUCUCCUUCGUCGUUAGGCACCGCGGAAAUGUCCUGCUGAUCGUUUCGAAGGUUUUGAACAUCGUACAUAAUGUGAUAAAGAACAGCCUAAGCGCCGGGGAACUGAACAUAAUAGAGAACCAAGAUAUAAUCGCCAGCGACGGGCUUUGUGGCAACUUCAUUAAGGCGGAGCCCGUUUGUGCAGCCCAUCCCACCCCCUAA